AUGGUCUCCAUCUUCAGCGGCGAGGUGAACCGGACGUGGCGGUUCUGCGACGGCGGGGGCCAGCACCACGAGGUGUCGCUCUACCACCACCCGCUCACGGGCGCGCGCGCGGCGCUCGUCGACCACGAGGAGCUCGAGGGGUCCCUGGGCACGAGCUCCGUGUUCCACGGGUCGACGACGACGAUCCCCUUCGCCUGCGGCGGCUGCCGGGGCGCGAUCCACAUCCAGCGGAGCGCGUUCUUCGGGUUUUCGUACGCGUGCUCCGCGGACGGCGUCUCCGUGCCCGAGGCGACGUCCGCGACCGCCGACCCGCGGCGCGCCCCCGGCCACGCCGGUCGGUCGGGCCCCGCGCUCCGCGUGAACUCGUGCCGCGUGCUCGCGCACGUCACCACCCGCGACCACGCGUCGCCGUCCGCGCCCAUCGUCUGGUACCUCAUCGAGACGCACGCGUCCAAGGGCGACGAGGUCGCGACGACGCGCGUGCACCGCCGCUUCCGCGACUUCGCCGAUCUGGACGAGGCAAUCACCGGCGCGCUCGCGGGGCACCACGUGCGCAACUCCGUGCCGCGGCUCCCCCUCAAGAAGCUCAAGCUGUUCCAGGACCACAACGACGCCGCGUUCCUCGAGGCCCGGCGCCGGGAUUUGGACGGCUACGUCGCCAAGCUCGUGCACGUGCCCCACGUCUGGGCGACGCCGCCCGCGGCGCCCUUCGUCGGCGUCGCGAACAACGUCCGCGAGUACAGCGUCGUCUUCCCCGAGCGGACGCUCGGGUUCACGCUCGGCAAGUCGUCGGGCGCGGAGUCGCGCGAGAACGACUUCCCGGCCUUCGUGGCGUCCUGCCGGCCGCCGGACUGCCCCGUCGACAUCCGCAUCGGCGACCUGCUGUCGAAGAUCUCGGGCCGGUGCGUCAACGCGAUCAAGCACUCCCAGCGGCCCAUCAUGCUCCACUUCCUCGCGACGCUCGGCUCCGUGCCCAGCGACCCGCUGCUCCGCGCGCCCGGAGGGCAGGCGCCCUCCGGCCUCGCGCCGGCGACGCCGGACCCCUUCGCCGGCGACUUCGACGACAACCCGUUCGCGGGGUCCCUGCGCCGCGCGGCGGCCGUCGAGGUCUGGCUCGUGCGCCACGGCGAGACCGAGGCGAACGCGGGGCGCAUCACCCAGGGCCAGCAGCACGGCCGCCUCACGCGCACGGGCGCGGCCCAGGCCGCGAGUUUGGGCGCGCGGCUCCGCGUCGAGCACGCGGCGCGGCCCUUCGACGUCGUCCUCUGCAGCGACCUGCUCCGCUGCCGCCAGACCUGCUCCCUCGCGACGCGCCGCUGGCGGCCCCGGCCGCCGGCCUUCUUCCGCACGGACGAGGGCCUCCGCGAGCGGUCCGUCGGCAUCUACGAGGGCCUGCCGCACCACGCGCCGCGCGCGCCGCGGCCGCCGGGCGUGCCCGCGCGGGCCUACCGCGUGCCCCGCGGCGAGUCCUGGGAGGACGUGAACAAGCGCGCGCGGCGCCUGCUCCUGCGCCUCGGGGGCACGUUCGUCUCCGGCAAGGGCCGCCGCGACGACGACGAGAAGGCGCCGGAGGGCGCGCCCAAGAAGCCCGCGUCCGGCCGCGUGUCGCCGUCCAAGGACGAGCCGCCGCCCCCGCGCGACGACUCGCGGCUCCGCGUCCUCGUCGUCACGCACGGCGGCUUCAUCAUGGAGACGGUCAACGCGGCCCGCGGCGCCGACGGCCGCCGCGUGCCCUUCGCGGAGAACGGCGCCUACAACACGGCCAUCUACAAGUUCGAGCUCACGAAGGAGCCCCAGCACGACCGCCUCUGCUGCCGCGUGCUCUCGAUGAACGACGCGUCGCACCUCCACCGCUUCCGCGAGCGGUCGUCCGACUUCGACCUCGUCGACGAGCGGCCGGCGCUCUGGAGCGGCGCGGCCGGCGGCUCCGACGCCGCCGACGGGCUCCGCCGCUCGCGCGAUGGCGUCUCGGGCCGCUCGCGCUGCGGCUCGGGCUCCUCGGGCGGCGCGUCGGGCACGACGCUGAACUCGAACUGGCGGGGCUGCUCGGGCACGCCGUCGUCGUCGGGCGCCGACGCGCAGGCGAUCUCGCUCAGCGCGGUCCCGGUCGACCCGCCGCAGACGAAGAAGCGCAGGCCCAACCGAAAGUCGUCCGCGAGGCGCGUCGUGAAGUCGACGACGCGCGAGCUCGAGCGGCGCCAUCCGGACGACGCGCUCAACGCGUCGGCGCGCGUGCGGCGCGAGCUCGAGCGCACGGUGGACGCCUACCCGAAGGCGCGGAGCGACGAGGACGCGCUGCGCCUCGCGCGCCAGGCCCUGGCGGCCACGCAGCACUUCGUGCUGCUCUGGCAGAACCGCAUCUUCUGCGCCGCGGACCACCUCCACGCCGACAAGCACAAGAUCCACUACAUGUUCUCGCUCAUCGCGUCGAUGGCGGAGCGCGCGCCGCUGCCGAACGCGCUCUUCGUCUGGGACCAGGGCGCGCGGGGCACGGGCUGCCCGCCGGGCGCGCCGGAGACGCCCUGCUUCGUCAUCGCCAAGGUGUCGGGCUACGGCGCGCGCGGGAUUUUGGUCCCGAACCCGUACUUCUGCCACCUCCGGUUCUGGGACGACCGCGCGGGCCGCAUCCGCGGCGCCGCGGCGCUGCGGCCCUUCGCCGGGCGGGACCCGCGCCUCUUCUGGCGGGGCGGCGUCACGCGGUCCUGCAAUCCGGGCAACGUCGCGCGCGUCGCGGCGAUCUCGCUGACUUCGGACGACGCAACCGCCUUCGACGUGCGCUGCACGUCGUGCCAGCCGCCGAACAGCGACGCCUGCGGCGGCGCCUUCAACUACACGGCGAGCAUGCGACACCUCGCCGACGGCCGCAACCGGUCCCUCUUCGUGGAGCCGCACGACUUCUCGCGGUGGCGCCACGUCCUCAACAUGCCGGGGACCAUGGGCGGCUCCUACAGCCGGCACCUGAACCACCUCUGGAACCUGGGGUCGACGGUGGUCCUCUGGGACUCGCCGGCGGUGGAGUGGUACUACCCCGCGCUGCGCGACGGCGCGACGCACGUCGCGGUGACCCGCGCGUCCGCGCCGGCCGCGGUGCGCCGGCUCACGGCGGACGUGGGCGCGGCCCGGCGCCUCGCGGCCGAGGCCGCGGACGUCCACGACACCUACCUCUGCGGCGACUGCAUCGAGGCCUACUGGCGCGCGGCGCUCGACGCCGUCCGCACGCGCCAGCGCCAGGCGCGCGUGCUCGACGACGGCGCGGGCUCGCUGCUCCACGACGCGCUCCACGACGUCGACUGCGAGGCGCUCCGCGAGUUCGUCCUCGCGGACGACGCCGGCGCGCCCAUGGACGCGGAGCACGACUUCUUCGGCGGCCACCCGGGCACGUUCCGCGCGCUCGGCGACUGGGACGACCUCAACCAGCGCAGCGGGUCCCUCUUCGUCAUGGACGAGCUCAAGAGCUACCCCUGCGUCGUGAGCCACAGCGAGAUGUUCCUCAACCGCGGCGGCCUCGAGUGGGACGGCGCGACACUGCGGGGCUGCCUGAGGACCUUCGCCGCGGGCGGCGCGCUCCCGGGCGCCGCGGCGCCGAUCACGGCCAAGUUCCAGGUCAUGCUGAACCAGACCCUGCGGCAGGAGGCCGAGGCGGCGCGUGGGGGUUACGCCGUCGCGACGGGCUUCAAGUGGAUGCUGAGCCAGCGCGCGGGAAGACACUGGCCGUGGUUCGUCGAGCUCUGCCGCGACUUCGGCGUGCGCCUCGUCUUCCUGCUGCGGCGCAACGCCGCGCGCCAGCUCGUGAGCCGCCUGCUGAACGCCGAGGACAAGGCGCGGGCCCAGGCGGGGGGGCUGCGGCACUCCGCGCACCCGAACUCGGAGUCGCGGCUCGACGAGCUCCGGAGCCGCCGCGUGACGUUCCGGCGGGACCAGGUCCUCGAGCAGCUCCAGGACAUGCGCGAGAAGUGGGACGAGCUCGAGCGGCUCCGGCUCUACGCGCUCGCCCGGGGCGUGCCGUCCGCGCGCGUCGUCUACGAGGACGUCGACGCGGACCACUCGCUCGUGGGCAACCUGAGCGACUUCCUGCUGGCGGACGUGGGCGCCGAGGAGCGGGCCAACUGCGCGGCGGCCUUCGCGUCGCGGCCGCCGCCCCAGGGCCACGAGAAGAUCCACACGAGCUCGCUCGAGGACCUCAUCGUCAACUUCAAGGAGGUCUGGCACCUCCUCCACAACACGCCCUGGCGCCACUGCCUCGCGGAGGAGCCCCACCCGCCGCCGGACCCGGGCGCCCCCGCGCUCCGGUGCCGAGCGCUGUCAACAACGAAGCCCGUGGGCCCCGUGGGCGCCGUGGGCGGCGGCGGCGCGCCGGAGCUCGAGGAGGGCGACGCCUACUGGUGGGUGCCCUACGCCGUCAUGUCGGCCAUCGGCGGGCUCUGCUUCUGGUUCUAUCGCGCGUCGGCGGCGCACAGCAACCGCCUCGAGCAGCUCGACGCGAUCGGCGACGAGGUCGCGCUCGACGGCGGCGAGCGGGAGGAGCUCCGGGACCGCAACGCGCCCUUCCUCACGGCGGCCCAGUUCGCGGAGGUCUGCGCCGAGACGCGGCGCGUCCUGCGGGCGUCGGCGGCGACGGACGGCGUGGGCUACGUCGCCUUCGCGGAGGCGGCGAACCGCUUCCUCGACCGGCCGCUCGAGGGCGGCCACCUCCUGGACCGCGUCGCCAUGGUCGCCAACGCCCAGGACCGGCGCGACAGCGAGGACGUCGAGCUCGGCUACCUCUUCGCGGCGCUGUCCCUCUGCUGCGGCGGCGACGCCGUCGAGCGCGCGGCGGCGCUCCACCGCGUCUACGCCGACGGCGACGCGCUGCCGCGGCGCGACCUCGAGCGGCUCGUCUUCUGGCUCGCGCGGUCGGGGCAGAUCGACGCGAAGAAGCAGGUCGCCGAGGGCGACGGCUCCUUCCCCGUGCAGACCUACGUCCGCAAGGACGCCGCGACCAUCGUCGCCGACGCCCUCAAGGAGUCGUCCCUCGACGAGGACAGCCACGCCCUCACCGAGGAGGACUUCGUCGUCCUCAUGACCGCGAAGGCCAUCGACUUCAAGUAG
Messenger RNA from Aureococcus anophagefferens, 5088 nucleotides. RefSeq lists its product as hypothetical. The coding region runs from base 1 to 5088 and encodes 1695 amino acids. NCBI's taxonomy places the organism in Eukaryota, Pelagophyceae, Pelagomonadales, Pelagomonadaceae. Gene Ontology annotation, biological process: negative regulation of programmed cell death; regulation of pentose-phosphate shunt; negative regulation of glycolytic process. Gene Ontology annotation, molecular function: phosphatidylinositol binding; fructose-2,6-bisphosphate 2-phosphatase activity. Gene Ontology annotation, cellular component: cytosol. The record is from RefSeq and is a predicted model, not a curated record. The transcript is spliced from 7 exons.